UGAAGGCAGCAGCAAGAGCUCAUCUGUUGGACAGGGAAACUAAUCAGGAACCAAGUAAAGACUUUUCAGGACUGCUAGCUACGAGGCUAGCAAGCUUUAAAAGUCAGCCGUCCAGACGACUUAUUAUUGUAGACUUAGUUUAUGAAGUACAGUGUAUCUUCUGUACCGUACUUAACGCUCAAGCUAUGUUUUAGUAACACGGCUUUGUUGCGCUGAAAGUAGCGAGGCGGACAGCUUCUGGCCAGCUGAAGCUUGCCGCUAGCUCAUUAACGUUAGCUGGUAAAUAAGUGGAAGCGGAGGCAGGAAAAUGGAGCUGGACGACGUAGUCCUGUAUCAGGACGAUUCUGGCAGCUCGACCAUGAUGUCAGAGCGGGUCUCAGGGCUGGCCAGUUCAAUAUACCGCGAGUUUGAACGGUUAAUCGAGAAAUACGACGAGGACGUAGUGAAGGAGCUGAUGCCGCUGGUCGUCGCCGUGCUGGAGAACUUGGACUCGGUGUUCGCUGUCAACCAGGAGCACGAAGUGGAGCUGGAGCUGCUGAAGGAGGACAACGAGCAGCUCGUCACCCAGUAUGAGCGAGAGAAGGCACUGAGAAAACACGCAGAGGAGAGGUAUAUCGCCUUCGAAGACUCCCAGGAUGGUGAGAAGAAAGAGCUCCAGUGUCGACUGGUGACGUUGGAGUCACAGACACGUCAGCUAGAGCGGAAAACUAAAAACUAUGCAGAUCAGAUCAGCAGAUUUGAGGAGAGAGAGGCAGAGCUCAAGAAGGAGUACAAUGCCCUUCAUCAGAGACACACAGAGAUGAUCCACAACUACAUGGAACACCUGGAGCGCACAAAACACCAGCAUGCAGUGACCACAGCAGAGCCCUCAGAUACAAGCACAUCAACCAGAAUACGGAAGGAGCGUCCCAUCUCCAUGGGAAUAUUCCAACUUCCUGGGACUGAUGGUAUGACCCUUGAUGUCCAGAGGGAACCUGUUGACACCCCCUCUGAGCCAUGGAGAUUCAACAACCUCAGCCAUCCGAUGUCCAACACAAGCCUCAAGGAUGAAUUGUCUGGUUUGAACUGUGGAAGCUCCAAGUCCAGUUCUCCCGCCACACAGGGAAGUGCCUCCAAAAGUGGAUCGCCGGUGUCUUCACAAGCUGGAGGAUCUAAAUCCAACAAUCUCAUGUCCUCCCAGGGUGGCAGCUCAAAAAACACCCCCACAUCGACAUACAAUGCUAACUCUCAGUCUACCACACCACUAUCUCCCCACGAUGGAGUGUCAGCUGUCAGAGCUGGGUCUGCCUCUGCCACAUCCCUGUCUACUGCUGCUUCCGAUGUCACCAUGGAGUCUGUGGAUAUGCCCCUGCAGGAGCAUGAAGUUUCAGACAGGCUCAACAAGAACCUGGACAGCAACAGUGGGAAACCAGAGAGCAGUAAGAAUAUUACAGCGGUGCAGGAAGGACAGCAGGGUCCUGAUGAUGGAGCAGACAACCUGGAAAAGUCUGAGGUGCAGGCCAUCAUAGAAUCCACUCCAGAGCUGGACAUGGACCUUGACCCAAGAGGAACAAGCACGCCUUCUAAAAGUGGCAUUGAGAAUCUUGCAUUUGAUCGCAACACAGAGUCUCUGUUUGAGGAGCUGUCGUCAGCAGCAAAUGACAUGAUAGGAGACGUGGACGAAGGAGCCGAUCUGCUGGGUAUGGGUCGCGAAGUCGAACAUCUUAUCCAUGAGAACACCCAGCUGCUGGAGACCAAAAAUGCUUUGAAUGUGGUGAAAAAUGACCUGAUAGCACGCAUGGAUGAACUGACGUGUGAGAAGGAGGGCCUGCGAAGUGAGCUGGAUGCUGUCACUCAGGCCAAGACCAAACUGGAGGAGAAGAACAAAGAAUUAGAAGAAGAACUCAGGAAAAUUCGAACUGAGCUUGAGGAGGCCAAACAGAACGUCAAGCAUGACAACGAGGAUGAUCAGAGUGAUGUGCCAACAGCACAGAGAAAGCGCUUCACCAGGGUGGAGAUGGCCAGAGUCUUGAUGGAGAGGAACCAGUACAAGGAGAGGCUGAUGGAGCUGCAGGAGGCUGUCAGAUGGACAGAGAUGAUCCGGGCCUCAAAGGAGAAUCCAGCUCUUCCAGAGAAGAAGAAAUCCAGCCUCUGGCAGUUUUUCAGCCGUUUAUUUAGUUCGUCGGGCGGAGCAGCCAAGAAGCCAGCAACUGAAGCCCCGGUGAACGUCAAGUACAACGCACCCACCUCUCAGAUUCAGCCAUCCGUCAAAAAGAGGAGCAGCACCCUGCAGCAGCUGCCCACUGACAAAAGCAAAGCCUUUGAUUUCCUCAAUGAGGAAGUGGCAGCUGAUAAUGUGGUGUCCAGGCGAGAGCAGAAGAGAGCUCAGUACCAGCAGGUCAAAGCCCACGUCCAGAAGGAGGAUGGCAGAGUGCAGGCUUACGGCUGGAGUCUGCCGAAGAAAUACAAAGCCAAUGGUGGUCAGGCAGAGGGUAAGAUGAAGAAUCUACCUGUUCCUGUCUUCCUCAGACCACUGGAUGAAAAAGAUGCUUCUAUGAAGCUGUGGUGUGCUGCUGGUGUGAACCUUUCUGGAGGUAAAACCAGAGAUGGAGGUUCCAUCAUAGGAGCCAGUGUGUUUUACAGUGAUGUGCCUGGACCAGAGAGCCCUAAAAAGAAAAAAGGGUCUCAGAGCAGCCUAGAUAAACUGGAUCAAGAAAUCAAGGAUCAGCAGAAAGAGUUGCGGCAGCAGGAAGAGAUGUCAUCGCUGGUUUGGAUCUGUACCAGCACCCAGGCCACUACUAAAGCUGUUGUGAUUGACGCCAACCAGCCUGGAAACAUCCUGGAGAGCUUCUUUGUGUGCAAUUCCCAUGUCCUAUGCAUCGCCAGUGUACCAGGUGCUAGAGAGACUGACUACCCUGCUGGUGAGGAAGUAGCUCCAAACUCUGAGACUGGUCCUGCAGGAGAUGGCAGUUCACAGUCAACCAGUAGUAGCUCAACAGGUGGCGAUGCCAUUCUGGGAGGCAUCACUGUUGUUGGCUGUGAUGUUGAAGGGGCAGCAGCUAUUCCUCAGACAGCCAUCAGUCCAGGAAAAGAUGGAGAAACUGACUCCAGACCAGCAGAAGAAGCAACAGAGGCGACAGAGGCCAGCGCAGGGCCUGAAGACCAUAGGGAGAGCUUGAGGGAAGCCUACACAGAGCACAUCUUCACUGAUCCACUGGGAGCUCAGCAGACUGCAGAGGCUCUGUCCAACUACUCUCAGAGGGAGAGUGACCUAGUAAAAGAUGGUGUGAGUUCAAAUCCCACAGCAGAGGAGCAGGACCUGAUGAGGGAAGAGGCUCAGAAAAUGAGCAGCGUUCUGCCCACCAUGUGGCUCGGAGCACAGAAUGGAUGUGUGUAUGUGCACUCAUCUGUGGCUCAGUGGAAGAAGUGCCUCCAUUCUAUAAAGCUGAAGGAUUCUGUGCUCGGCAUAGUGCAUGUGAAAGGUCGUGUAUUGGUGGGUCUCUCUGAUGGCACUGUAGCCAUUUUCCACAGAGGAGUAGAUGGACAGUGGGACCUGACCAACUACCACCUGUUAGACUUGGGGAGACAACACCACUCCAUCCGGUGCAUGACUGUAGUACAUGACAAGGUGUGGUGUGGCUACCGGAACAAGAUCAUUGUGGUGCAGCCCAAAGCCAUGAAGAUCGAGAAGUCAUUUGACGCCCACCCUCGUAAGGACAGCCAGGUGCGUCAGCUGGCUUGGGACGGCGAUGGCAUCUGGGUGUCCAUCAGACUGGACUCUACCCUCAGGCUGUUCCAUGCCCACACCUUCCAGCACCUUCAGGACGUUGACAUUGAGCCCUAUGUCAGCAAGAUGCUGGGUACAGGAAAACUAGGCUUCUCUUUUGUGAGGAUCACAGCUCUCAUGGUGUCAUGUAAUCGUCUGUGGAUCGGCACUGGCAAUGGAGUCAUCAUCUCCAUCCCUCUGACAGAGACUGCCAACAAGGUAGCCAAGACAGCGAGCAACCAACCAGGAAGUGUAGUUCGUGUCUACGGGGAUGACAGCGGUGACAAAGUGACCACUGGGACAUUUGUUCCAUACUGCUCCAUGGCUCAUGCUCAGCUCUCUUUCCAUGGUCACAGAGAUGCUGUCAAGUUCUUCACAGCUGUCCCAGGUCACGCUAUUCCAUCUGUGUCCUGUGGAGGAGAGGCAGCAGGUGACAAGGCAACAGAUGUCACAACUCAGGAAGGAACCAAAUCCAUGUUGAUGAUGAGUGGCGGAGAGGGCUACAUCGACUUUAGGAUGGGUGAUGAGGACGGUGAGGUGGAGGAAGGCGAGGACCCCCCCAUGAAACUGCAGGGUAAAGCCGAGCGCAGCCACCUCAUCGUCUGGCAGGUCCUGGCCAACGAGGACUGAACUCUGACCCGGGAUUUUGAUUUGCCUUUUUCUUUAAACUCUGCUGCCAUGCAGGAGGAGUUCAGAUGGACGACGUUCCUCUGCAGGCACGAGUUUGAUCAGCACUUUUUUCUUCCUCACACCUGAACAAUAAGAGUGAAACGAGCAAAAACUGCUCUGAGAGCUACUCAGUGGUAAACUGGACUGAAGCAGUGCAAACAGAUCCAACUGCAUGUUAUCGUUUUAUUCUAAGUUGUUUGCUCUUAUUUGUUCUUUUUUUUUUAUAUUGUAUGGAUUUAAAUUACAAUCUGUCAUUAUGCCUCUUUCAUUUUAAUAUUAUUUGAGGUAAAGCUGUUAUUGGCUACAGAACUUUUAGUUUGUUAUAUUUGCUCCGCAGAUACAAUGAAUUUUACUCCAGACAUUUCCAGUUCCCCUUCACUCAGUUCAUUUAUUGUAUGCCCAUGCUGAACUUGACCUGAUUCUAAAUCAGUCAGAUAUCGGUCAGAACUGAAAAUAAUCACCGGUGAGCUCCCUUAUUGCCAUUCAAUAAUGUAAGGCCACUGCAACCAUGUGGAAGCAAGUCAUGUGGGAUUCUGGACAGAUUCCAUGUUUUUCAUCCUUUGAGAACUCCGCUUUUGAUUGUAUGCAAGUCAAAUUUAAUUGAUCGCCAGAUUUCUCUUAGUUGAAUGCAGUUGAUCAGAUUCAUGUGGUUGGUAUCUGUUUGAGCAGAGGAUGGCUCCAUAUUUCUCAUAAUAUCCUAGAUGUUGCGCUCCAGUUUAUGCCUCUCAUGCAUGUAUUACUGUUACAUUUCAGUCAAAGAGCUAAGCAAUCUGAUUUCCAAAACUGGCAAUCUUUUGAAAACCCAGAUUUUAACACCCUAACCCUAGAGAGUGAACAAAUCAACCAAAUCAAUCAACAAAAUACCUGCUAAGCAUAUUCAUUGUCCACAUGUUAUCAUGCUAACAUUAGCAUUCAGCUUAAAGCAUUGCUGUGCCUAAUGCUGCAUUCCAGUCAAUGUCAGAAGUCAGACUGGGAAAACAAUUAUGGUUGAUUCUUCUGGUGCUCAAUGCAGAUAGCUACUAAUGAAGUAUCAGAAUAACUGACACACUAGUAGCACUUUUAGCUCUUUAGAAGUGUUAGCUAAGUGGGCUAAGCAAUAAUUAUAGUGUUAGUAGUAUUACUUGAUGAAGAUAGCAACCAAGAUCUUUGUGAAUGAAUGAUGCACCAUACCAAUCACUCUAAGACGAUUCAUGCACUAUUACUAUGGAAAACACUGGUUCUGUUAAUGCUGGAAGUAACACUUGUAAUUCAAGGAAUCAUAUGUGUUAGGAAAAAAGUGGAUACAUUUUAUUUUACUGCACUUUGUUACUUGCCAACAUAUCUACAUAUUUCAUUUAUUAGACCAAUACAAUUACAGUCAUCUACAAAUACAUUCUACCACCUCUGCAUGGCUGCCGCCAUUGUUGUUUGAUGUCAGACAACUGCUCUCAUACGAAGUCAGGGUAGAGGCAUUUGCCCUGAGGUUACCAUUAGAAAUUCCAGCUUGGAGUAGUACCAGUAGGAGGUCAGACAUUUAGGAGUUUCAAGUUAUCUGGAACGCAGCAUUAUGUCUGCUGAACAUUAACAGGCUAGCAUUUUCAUAAGCUCCACUGUGCUUGAAUACAGCUUCGCACAGCAGCAAACGUAAAUAUAGACUGUGAGUCUUGUUCAAAGAUCACCAGGUAAUGCUCGUUCAGAAAAUUAGAUAAUUAACUUGUGACUUGAAUGUAAUGAUAAAACAUGAGCAGCGCAAACUGGAGCCUAACUCACUGACAAAAUUCCAUUCACAGAACUUGUAAUUCUGAAAUAAAAAGCAGCAGCUGCUACAUCUACCACUGCACAUCGUAAAUCUGUCCUCCUUCGAUUGCAGUGCUGAAAAAUCCACAGACUGGUAUUAAAUCCAACACUAAUGCAGCUUUCUGCCAGUCCUCUGCUCUCAGUCCACCCACACCCAGCUUGUAGACACUUUAAAAACAUGCCUUAGGUAUCAAGGUUUGAAAGGACUAACUUAUAGGCUUUUCAGGUGUGACAAAGUAUUUAUUUUUUCUUGAAAGUAUGUUACGUUGGCUACCAAAGGUUAAAGAAUGCUGAAACAAUACUAGUGUCACAUUUUAACAUGGCACUCUCUAGCAGCAUGUUUGAGUCUGCCUCCAUGCAGAAAAUGUGCAAGUUUUUGUAACAGAAAUCCUGGUUAAUAGAUAAGAUAUAUUUUUAGACUUUCAUAUUAGGAAAUUGUAAUAUUUUCUAGAUAUGAGAGAGGAGAAUGUGCUUGACCUGUUACUAUGCGAGGAAAAAAAAAAACAAGCAGCCACACUAAGGAUUUCAUAAUCCCACUUUAAGUUACUUACCUUGACAUUUAGAGGUAAAAAUUCAAACAUUAACAUUUUUUGUUUUGCCACACUCUCAGCAAAUUGAUUAUUUCAGAUGAUGUUGAAAAUCAAAAUGUUUUAAUUCUUUCUUAUUAACUUUUCUUUUUUGUAUUUCUUUUAGACUGUGCUCUCUGAGGACAGUGCACAAUAUGUUCAUUUUGGGUAUAAUAUAAGGCUGUGUGUCUGGUCUCUGUAUACCAGUACUUAGUAUUGAACAGUAUCAGAGGAGGCAUGUCUUCAUCAUGAGAGUGUGUGAGUAUGUAUGCGUGUGUCUCUUCUCUUCAGGAGUGGAGAGAAAUGUUAUUGCAGUUUAGCCAUUGCAGUAUUUAUUUACAAUGAUUGAGCCUUUGCAAUUCAGAAUGUAUCUUUGUACAUUGAAUAUGAAAAUAUAUAUGAUUAUAUAUGUAUGAAACAUGAA
Messenger RNA from Acanthopagrus latus (yellowfin seabream), 7180 nucleotides. It is a transcript of the gene spag9b, whose product is annotated as sperm associated antigen 9b. Gene Ontology annotation, biological process: vesicle-mediated transport. Lineage: Eukaryota; Metazoa; Chordata; Actinopteri; Spariformes; Sparidae. The record is from RefSeq and is a predicted model, not a curated record. Gene Ontology annotation, cellular component: cytoplasm. Gene Ontology annotation, molecular function: MAP kinase scaffold activity; JUN kinase binding; signaling receptor complex adaptor activity. The coding region runs from base 308 to 4375 and encodes 1355 amino acids. The transcript is spliced from 29 exons.